This is a messenger RNA of Podarcis lilfordi (Lilford's wall lizard), 31852 nucleotides long. The record is from the annotation of a GenBank genome assembly. Lineage: Eukaryota; Metazoa; Chordata; Lepidosauria; Squamata; Lacertidae.
AUGGGGAAAACAGCAGCUAAAGGUAAAGUUCUUGAAACAAAGCAACAAUGUAAAUGAGGGGCUGCAGUUUUCAGGGGGAAGAGGCCCCCAAGAGACCUAAUAAGAUGGGGGGGGGUGACUAGGAAAGAUCUCACAGCUUGGAAAUAUAACUCCCCACAGUCAACUCACUAAUCUCAUGACAGAGUGGAAUAGAUUUCUGCAGGCUAUUUUAUGAUUUUUAUUCUCUGCCCUGGUCCUUUUCCCUUUUCAUUUUGUGGUCCCAUAAGUAUAUGGGUAUAUGAUUGCAGCUUUUCGAUUUAACGUACAUAUUUCUCUCUAAUUUAGUAUGUUCACUAUUGCUGUAUUGCUGUGAUGGAGUUUUCUAACCUUUUAUAUUGGGGAUAGAUUAAAAUGUCAGGGCCAUAUAAACUGGCUGCCCCUCCAGAUAGCUGAGCAUGUAUGCUUGGUCCCAUUGUUGCACUGCUGUAGGUCAAAUCACUUCCAACACUUGGGAGAGAGUUUACAGAGCUCCACAGGGAACACACCGCGGUUGUAGUUAAUUACAUAGCACACUGAAAAUGCUUACGCCCUUCCAAAUUAUGGAGAAUUCUUGAUUUGGCUAGAAUGCAGCAACUACCAUGCUGGGCCAGGUUAGAUAUUUAUUGCUCCCCAACUUUGAUCUGUGACCAGCCCAGUACAACAAGCAAAACAAGAUUGCCAUCUUCCUUCACAUAGGAGCCAACUCCAAGGGGCCGAGGUCCCUUCAGCUCCCCCAAUAAAAUAUUUGAGGGGUUGGGGGGCCCCAAAGUUGAUGGGCAUUGGUGUGCCCUGUCAUGUGAUGGAUUAUGUGGGGCACGGCAUACCUGGGACCCCCCCCCCAAUAUUUUAUUCAAGUUGGCUCCCCUGUUCCUUGACCUUCAGUAUCUGGCAGCCAUUGUUCAACUUUUCCUUGAAGUGUCUACAUGGUCUUUCAUUUAUGCUAGUAGUUGUCAGAGCAACCCAUGGCAAUAUAUUCUACAGAUAACUGUAUGAAACGGGGUACUUUGUCUUGUAAGGGAAUGUUUGUUUUUAAACCUAUGUGUCACGUUUAGUUUCCUCCAAGCGCUUACAGUAUACUGUACCUUUCCCUGAUUUUUAACUCUAUUCAUUACAUGAGAUGCACAGUUACUCUUAGAGAAAUAACUAAAUAAAUCCCACUGAGUCCAGUUGGGUUUCCGUCUUAAUAAAUGUGUUUAACAUUGCAGGAUUGGUUGCACUGCCAUUUCCUGCACGUAAGUGCCUGAAGCAGGAGUGGGUAGCCUUGAUAGGCACAAGGGCCUCGUUUUGGGUCAGCCACCCAUUUGCAACACAUUGCAAUGCAAACACACCCUCAGCAAGGAAGGACUAGACAAGUACAGUGGUGCCCCGCAAGACGAAUGCCUCGCAAGACGGAAAACCCGCUAGACGAAAGGGUUUUCCGUUUUUGAGUUGCUUCACAGGAUGAAUUUCCCUAUGGGCUUGCUUCGCAAGACGAAAAUGUCUUGCGAGUCUUGAGAUUUUUUUUCGCUUCCACCCCCCCUUUUUCUAAGCCGCUAAGCCGCUAAUAGCCUUUUAGCAGCUAAGCCACUAAGCCUUUAAUAGCCGCUAAACCGCUAAUAGCGCUAAUCCGCUAAUCCGGUAAUAGGGUUGCUUCGCAAGACGAAAAAACCGCUAGACGAAGAGACUCGCGGAACGGAUUAAUUUCGUCUUGCGAGGCACCACUGUAUACAUGAAACAUGUAUACUACCCUGUGGGGUGGAGAGACAGAUUCAGCAGACAUGCUGCAUCAGACUCACACAUUCAGCAGAGCUUUUGCUCUCUAAGGAAGCACUGAUGUAGAAGGGCCUCUUACCCCAGCACUGUUCUGGGGAGCAGAGGAGGAAACCAGCCUGUUUUGCAAAGAGGCCCUUUUCCCUCUUGUGUGGCAGAAUUGUUGGGAUUCUUAGAAAAAUGGUGCCGUGCCAGAGGGAGAAGGGGACCUUUUGCAAAGGUUGAAAAGACAUUCCCAGACUAAACAUGAUGACCAGGGGGAGAAAUGGAUACCUCACCAGUGCAACAAUGAGGACCAACAGUACCACCUGCUUCUUGGCAAAUACAUACAUACAUAUACGUACGUGUGUGUCCGUCUGUCCGUCCCCUAUUUAUUUACUCAUUCAUUCAAAGUACUUAAAUUCUUUUUAGGGCAGAGCUCUUUCAGGGGGCUUUAAAAAGAUAAUUAGUUCCAAAUAAUCUAGCUUUGUAUACAUAGCAGUGGUUCUCAGCUGGAACUAUAUCCAUGCACAAUGGAGGGAUGCAUGGGGUACCUCAGCCCGGGGCAGUUUAUUCUGCAAAAUUAUGUGAAAAAUACUGUGUUUUAUGUCCUUUUUCUUUUUCUUUAGAUUCUAAGACUAUUAAAAGAGAAAAACAUGGGAAGAGUUGUCUGUCAAGCAACCAAUUGCUAAAUAAUGGUGUGUAUUGUAAAUGUAAAUAUCAUGAAUUAUUUUUAAAAUAAAUAAAUGGGGUUUAACGUCUGCUCAUUCACCUAUCUCUCCCAUCGCCUCCUGCCUCACCCGAUUAGCCUCUCCACUUGUGCAAGGUGCCUCCUUCCUGAUUUUUGGACAGUUACAGCUACCUCCUGCAGUGUAGUCCAUGCUGUUCAGGAGGUCUCCCAAUCAUCCCGGGUUCUUUUAAGAAGGCUGUUGUGUGUGGGGGAGAAGAAGAUCAGAAAGAUCCUUGCUCUAGAGGCCCUGCCAUAACCUUUAGGAUUUUGAAAUGGGCACUUUUUUUCCUUAGGGACUCCACUCCAGGGCCUGGUACCAAAGUGGGGACUCGCUGUCAUGCACACUUAACCCAGACACACGACCUUAAUAAAUAAUAAUAAUAAUAAUAAUAAUAAUAAUAAAAAAUUUAUUAUUUAUACCCCACCCAUCUGGCUGGGCUUCCCCAGCCACAAAUGCAGAUAAGCAUACUUAACUCAAAUCUGCCUGCCCAGGUAUGCUUUUUUUCUUUUUUAAUGAAAUAGAGGUGUAUAAAUAUUUUUUUAUAAAUAAGUAAGUUGCUUCCUAUUCUCCUAGCUGAGCCCUUUGCCUGGGUUUGCUGGUAUCUUUGCUCUUGGGUUCAAGAAAGAUUUUAGGGUAGGUAAUGUUGCUAAAAAAAAACACAACAAAAAAAAAAAAACGAGGGACACGGGUGGCGCUGUGGGUAAAACCUCAGCGCCUAGGACUUGCCGAUCGCAUGGUCAGCGCUUCGAAUCCCCACGGCGGGGUGCGCUCCCGUUGCUCGGUCCUAGCGCCUGCCAACCUAGCAGUUCGAAAGCACCUCCGGGUGCAAGUAGAUAAAUAGGGACCGCUUACCAGCGGGAAGGUAAACAGCGUUCCGUGUGCUGCGCUGGCUCGCCAGAUACAGCUUGUCACGCUGGCCACGUGACCCGGAAGUGUCUUCAGACGGCGCUGGCUCCCGGCCUCUAGAGUGAGAUGAGCGCACAACCCUAGAGUCUGGCAAGACUGGCUCGUACGGGCAGGGGUACCUUUACCUUUACCUUUUUAAUGUUGCUAAAAUAAACCAAAAUAUUGAUAUUUAGGUAGACUGAGGGAGUUAAAACAAAAAGCAGGUUUUUGGUUGAAAAUGAAGGAAGUAAAGAAGGACUUUUAAAAGUGACUAGCUCUACUCAAGAUGGGCCUUGCUCACCCUGAUUGUGCAAGAGUUUUAACAUUUUAAGGAAAUAAUGGGCUGGAUACAUGAGUGAAACACAGGACGUGUGCCACAUAAUGAAUGGUAGAAAUCCAGUACAAGCUAAUGUCAGAACAUGAGAUGCAGGAGUCCCACAGCUGCAUCACUUGAGGGUUUCCGCUAGUAGCCAGGACCUCUUGAGUUUUAUUAGCAAUUAUAAAGCAGCCCUUCCCCCAACCUGGCAGCCUCCAGGUUGUUUUAGACUACAUGCAUCAAAGCAGUGUUCGAAACCCCCAUUGUUCUAGGCGCAUUUUGCGACGGGGAAUUUCAUUAGCGCGAGCAGAUUUCAGAUUAAAACCUCAGAGUGGAAGGAAAGGAGGACCUUUUCCCGCCUCCCCACUUCCAGCCACUCUCUGAAGACUAGAGAAGAGACCCUCUUAAGAAUAUUAGGGGGGGGAGCAGGGGAAGGAAUGAACAUAAUAUUUUAGCUGCAGUUCAUUCAUUUUCAGCUCUGUAUUGUUAUAAAAAGCACGCCUAGACAUUCCAUUGUCGUGCCUAUAACGUACGUUUAAGGUGACAUUUAGCUCCUAGCUGUCAUAUCUCAGUUUCUAACACGGCAUCAAAGUACUACUGUUAUCAGCUGAUGGGAAUUGUUGAAAACAUCUGGAGGGCCCCAGGUUGUAGAUUAUCCUAACAAAGCCACUAGGUGGCAGCAUAGUAUCAUUUUUUCAGUGGCUUACUUUUUGUAUUUGGAGUGGAAACUCCUAUGAAGGCAUGGAGAACGUGCACAGAUUAGCAGUGUAAGGUGGGAUCUGGACAUGUAGUCCCAAUAUAUGUCUGUUGACUGGCCAGCGUAUGAGAGACCUUGUUUUUUUUUCUUGGCUUGUGAGCUUUGGGUUGUCAUGUCAACCAUCUCCUUCAGUCUGGAGGAUAGCUAGAGAUGUGCAGAAAGAAGGGAUGAAAUAGUAGAGAUGGUUGUGUAGGAACCACAUGAGUGGGUGGGGGUACAGGAGGGAAAGACAAGGGGGUGGUUCCCCCCUUUUUGACUCUAUUCCUUCAACUAUGUGUGUAUUUGGGGAGGACAUGUUCCCUCUGUCCUGUCCCCUCAUGUGUACAUGAAUGUAUAUUUCAUGCAUGUCUGUGGCUUGUGUGAUAUGCAGUGUUGUGUGCAUUUUGUGUUUAGCUGGUGGUGGGUGGAGGUGGUUCAUAUCCAUCUCUGCCUUCUCUCCACUCCUGCAAACUAUUGUGCACCCACCUGCAAAAACAAACAAACUUUCAUCUGGAUUUUUGAGUGGAGCAGGUAUUCAUUCGCCCAAAUUAUACAGCUGUACACUAUAAUGAAAAUCAGCAUUUACAUUUUUUUUAAAAGAAACUUUUUAAAAGGAUUAUUUACUUAGCUCAGCCCUUGCCAUUGUUAAACCAAGAACCACUUUAUUGUCCCAGGAAAUCUCGUGCUAUGUAAACACAGUAGUUUAUCUUUAUUCAGCAGGGUUCUGAAGGAAUGGAUAGAUAACAAAGGGAAUCCAGACCCUGCAAACUUAACACACUUUAAGGUCGAGCUAUUCUAAGCUGCAGCGUAGGCCCAGCUUAAGUGUGAAUGCAUCUGUGUUUGUUUUUUUCAGCAGUGACUCGUCUCCCUGUGCACAAAGAAAUGUUCCUUUUUGUUUUAUGUUAAUGCUCAAUCUGUAAAACAGUGAAACCACUUCUAUUAAUUUCACUAAAACUGCUCCUUCAAAUAUAGUAUAUAAAUCUAGAUUCUAACAAGGGUUUCAUAUAUCUAUAUCUAUAUCUGAAAAGAAAAGCAUUAUCUAUAUGUAUAUAGAAAAGAGAAGAAGUUCAGAUACUUUGUUUUCCUUUGGGUAAACGAUUUCUGCUUAUCUUCCAGUAGUCCCUUAGAGUGCUAACUGCUUCCCCCAGUCACAAAUGAUGACAAAUGUACAAAAGACUGAAGAAGAUAAUAAACAAAAAUUUGUGUGCUUCCUGCAGAUUGAAGUCUUUUUAUCUCAACAAUAUAUUUAAAUUUUGCUCUCCCACGCUUUUCCCUCCUAGAAUAUUUUAACUGGGAUAACUACUUGAAAGAGACUGGAUCCUUAGCUGCUCCUUCACAUUGUUUCAGACAGGUAAAUGGUUUAAAAUAUAAAUGAGUAUACGAAAGUGUUUUAUGUUAGUAUUGUAGUUUCUUUGUGUUGUUUACCUUUCAUAUAGAUAUAUGUUAUGCCAGGGGUGGACAGACUUCAGGAUUAUGAGGGGUUUUUUUGUUUUUUUACAAGAAGCCCAAGGUUUAGAGGGCUUGUUCAGGCAUGGCCAAACUUGGCCCUCCAGCUGUUUUGGGACUACAAUUCCCGUCAUCCCUGACCACUGGUCCUCUUAAGCUAGGGAUGAUGGGAGUUGUAGUCCCAAAACAGCUAGAGGGCCAAGUUUGGCCAUGCCUGGUAUAUUUGGAGAGUGGAGUCAACAACCUGUUGUAAUCCCUGAGCCAUUCACUGUAUAUGGAUGUACAAAUCUGUAUCUUGAGUUACCAUAGAUCAAGGAUGAGAACUCAGAACUCUUAAAGUGGCCAAUACUGUUGUAUAAAAACUUGGCCAAAGGCCGCCAAUCAUUAUGCAUAUUUUAUAAGUUAGAAACACCUAAGAACGUUAGCACAAGGAGAGAAAUGGCUUCCUUUUAAAAACUUACACUGUUGUUAAACUAUGAGUAGCUAGAACCACCUAUUAAUUAACUGCAAAUCACCCCAGAGAUUUCCCAGUUGAUACCAGUCUGCCUACUUCUGUGUUACACAGCCCAUAUGGGUAUUUUGCACGCUUCAGAUACUUACACUAUUUAAAGGGGGGGUGCUCCAGUGGCUUUAAAAAUCAUAAAUACUAGUUGCAUAAGUUAAAAUUUUCUAUCAGGAAGGUAUUAGCCUUUCAUGCCUCUUAAAGCUGUGAUUUGUUGUGAAGUUAAUUAGAAGUAAAUUACAAUAAAAUGGAUGAGACAGCUUGCAAGUAGGUAAGUUUAGGGUGGAAGUGCCAGCUUACUAUAGUUGUGCAAAAGAAUAAAUUUGUGUAAGAAGCCAACUUCGAUACAGUGGAUCACGUAUUAGAUUUGUAGGUGGGGUAGCUCAUCCAUUGAAGGUCGUUGCUCAGUGUAUGUUACUAUCUUUUAGCCUAGCCUACCUCAUAAUGUGAAGAUACAACAGGAACUGUAAAUCCUUGGUUAAAUUGAAGAGUGAUUUACAGUAAAUAUAAAUGGCAUUUAGCGCACCUGGGAUUAUUGCCCAGGACUGGAAAUAGAAUCAAAUAUUCAGGUGCCAGGAAAUUUUCCAGCGAUUUCUUUGAGGAGCUACACUUAAUCUUGGCCCCAAAGGCUGAGAAACAAUUAUGGUGGUAAUAAAUAAGCUUGUGACUAGCCAAAUAAGUAUUGCUGAUUCCUUCUCUCUCUCUUCCUUCUGGAAAAAUAGUCCAGUAAAUGCCUUAUUUUGCCUUUCUUGCAGUCUAGGGUUCCACCUAGCAAUGAUUUCAAAGUGGGGAUGAAAUUGGAAGCCCAUGACCCUCGAAACAUUACCUCAGUAUGUAUAGCUACAGUUAUUGGAAUCACGGGUGCCAGAUUAAGGUUGCGGCUUGAUGGAAGCGACAACAAAAAUGACUUUUGGAGGCUAGUGGAUUCUUCUGACAUACAGCCAAUUGGAACCUGCGAGAAGAAAGGAGGAAUGCUUCAGCCACCACUUGGUAAGAAAACAUAUAAGCCUAACAUGGAUGAAAUCAAAGUUUGCUUUGAAGUCACAUUAGAGUUUGAAAUGACAUAUCAAAAUAACAGCAGCUGGAGAUAAAGGGAAUGAAGAAUAGACUAAAUGUACUGGACUGGGUGAGUUGGGUUGAGUUUGCUGGAGAUAAUACAAGUGAACCAUGGAUUCAUGGCACUUCUGUGAGAAAUGUCACUUUAGUUCCCAGGUUUUUCCUUCAAAACCCUCUGUGGCAUUGUCCUCCCGUUAUCCUCUGCCCUUGCCCUGUUCCACCAUCUUGAUGCAUGACUCCUUCAAAGAACUCCACCCCUUCUCUUUUGCAUCCCUUUAGAACUGUCUCCCAGAAAAAAAACCUGUGUGAUGCCACCUCUCUCACUUCCUCAAGCCAUAUCUGUCCUGUGUGAAGUCUUUGGGGGCAGCUUCCUGGUCCCCCUUGCCCUACUGUCGCUGCAUGUCACUGAAAUAAUGCACAUUCUUCCCUGUUUACCCCAUGCCUCCAUUUCCCUCCUCUUUCCCUGUUGAUGUCUGUGUUCUGUUGUAGGCCGUAAGCCUGCAAUAGAUUAUGGACCUGUCUUCCAAAGCCUGUGUAGCACCACUGAUGGUUCUGUAUGAAUAAUGGAAAUAAUAAUCGGUUAGUAAUUUAGUGGCGCUUUAAAACAGAGGUGACUAACCUGUGGCCUCCAAAUGUUGUUGGACUCCCAGUCUUCCCAUCAGCUUCAGCCAGCAAUGCCAAAGAUGAUCAGUUGCACAUUUGGAGAGCCACAGGUUCCUUCCCCGGGUAUGAAAAUCUUGCUCCUAUUAGCAAGAUGUUUUAUGGCCUUCAGGGUGAAGGAUGCAUUUUCUUCUGAGAACUUUCUAAGGGCCACGUGCCAAUGGUGGCCAGAGGGGAAAGUGCAUGAAGCAACGAAUGUAAAUUUUUUUCCUUGGUACCAUUGGCGAGUUUCUAUGCAAAUUUUCACCCUCCUCUCUACCUAGCCAGUGGGGGGGGGGGGAGACCCGGAGGUUCCCCACACCUGGCCUAUACUGAGAAAGUAAUUGUUUGGAAGCAAAACAGCUUGAAACAGGUGUUUUAGCACCACCAGUGAAUGAAAUUAUCUGUGGUCCCCCUCCUCCCGAUCUUUGCAGUAAUGUUUGCCGGAUACUAUAAUGCAAUUAGUUUGCUCCUGCAGUAUAUGUAAACUGGCACAUAUCUUUAUUGAGCCAGACAAGUGAGCCCUUGAUAAAAUAUACCAUACUGUAUUUGGUGCUCCUAUGUUUUCUGAAGAUAGGCAGAAUUCCAGUGUCCAAAUGGCAGUUUUGCCACAUCUUGUUUGUUGGCUGAGCUUGGAGCUAAUUGUGUGUGUAAUUACCUCCUGCUAACUGCAUACAAAACUGGUAUUUCCCAAGUGACGUCGAACUGUCUGGUCCCAGAAAUCCUAUUCCGCUCGUAAUACAGUAUGAGUCAAAACGCUCCCUUUCUGCUUAACUUUAAAUGUAGCACUGUAUUCCCACGUGUUGCACCAGGUGCUUAGCUUAGUAUUGCUCAAUUACGGUUGCAGCUUCUGGUGGGAAGUGCCUCAGCACGAUGCACCCAUGCUCAUCUUCUAUUUAUAAUCAAAACGUAUCCUGCAGAGAUAACGCCACUUAACAAAGGUUCUCUUGUUUCUUAAAAGGCAUAUUUUUGGUAAAUCUGUUAUGCACAACUCAUCUAUUGUUGUCAAUUUUAGGGUUCCAGAUGAAUGCAUCUUCUUGGCCAAUGUUUCUCCUAAGAACACUAAAUGGUGCUGAAAUGGCGCCUGCUUCAUUCUUUAAGAAGGUAGGAGACUCGGCUGCAGUUGUAUUGCUUGUUGAGGAUUCCAGUGCACUAUACUGCACUGUCCAGCCUGAAAAGGCAAGGAAGUUGUUCAAAAGGACAGGACUACUAGGAAGGGGAACAUCUUUCUCCAUCCUCAGUGCCUGCAUUUAGAAAAUGCCUGUAUAUGUAUUGAGUUCAGAACAAAUCUCUUUGGUUUUAACAGUUUUAGGCUUACCUCUCCACACAGGUCAAAUUAAUAUAUUAAAAUAUGUGUGUUGUUUAUUAUAUGUGAUGUUCCUGUUCAUGCAUAAAUGGGGCAUUACAGUCUAGACAAAUGUAGAAGUUAAUUCCUGUAUGGGAGAGGUUGACUUUUUUCUGUUGAAUAGUCUGGUGAAUGUAUCAAAGACUUCUAAGCAUAGUAAACACCCAUAAAUUAUGCCCCAUCCUCCUUAUUCCAGUCACUGUUGUAUGGAUCAUACACAAAUGACAAUGCAGAACACAUUUUUAUGCUAAAAACAAUACACACUCUUCUUGUAACAAUCUCAGCAUUUUUACUCCUUUCUUCUCUCUUGGUAUAUGAUGUUUACAUGUGUUUUAAUUUGUGCUUAGUUUAUGUUAUUUUAAUAACUGAAGCUCAAUCCAGAUAAGACUGAGGCACUAGAUUGUCUGCUCUUGCACUUCUGAUCUGAAGGAGCAGGUUCAUAGCUUGGGGGCACUGCUGGAUCCUUUGCUGUCGCUCGAGGCUCAGGCGGCCUCAGUGGAGCGGAAUGCCUUCCAUCAGCUUUGGCUGGUGGCCCAACUAUGCCCCUAUCUGGACAGGGAUAGCCUAACUACUGUUGUCUAUGCUCUGGUAACCACAAGUUUAGAUUACUGCAAUGCAUUCUACAUAGGGCUGCGUCUGAAGAUGGUUCAGAAACUUCAGCUAGUGCAGAAUUCAGCGGCCAGGUUACCGGAGCAAGAUGGUUUGAACAUAUUACACUGAUCCUGGUCUGACUGCAUUGGCUGCCAUUUCCAGGCCCAAUUCAAAGUGCUGGUUUUGACCUAUAAAGCCUUAAACGGCUCAGGACCCAUCCUAUGCCCUUUUAAAAUGUGGGCGUUUGGGGGGAGCGGGUUCUUGGGUUCUUGUUUUCAUUUAGAUUAUGUAUUUUGUGGUUUUAUAUUUUGAUUUUGUUCUGUGAACCACCCUGAGACCUCCGGGUAUAGGGCAGUAUAUACAUUCAGUCAAUAGUAGUAGUAGUAGUAAAUUUGGAUGUUUUAAACUUUUUUUGCUGAUUAUUUUAUUGUGUUACUCAUUUUGUAAACUGCUUCGAGGUUUGGUUGGGGGUUUUUUUACACACAAGCGGAACGGAAAUGUUAUGAAAUAAAUAAAUAAACUUUAUGAAUUGCACCAAAGCUGGAACAGUACAAGUCUGUUCUGCGAAGAAAAUGAAGUGGGUUGAUUUACAAAGUGAAGAAAUGAAAUAACGUGCCUUAAUUAUGCAAGGAAGAAGAAUAUAAGUUAUAUUUACAACUUAAAUUGUCCUUUUAGUUACAUGAACAAUUUUACAAAUGAAGCUAUGCCCCUUUUUAUUAAUAAUUCAUGUCCUUCCCCACAAAACUUCAAUCUAAUGAACAAUAAAACGUAAGGAAGAGUAGGAAACAAAAUGCCAUCAUGGAAGCAAUUCAUCAUUUGAACAUGCAUUGAAGUCAUAUUAUGCAAAUUCGAAUGGCUCUAUAAGAGAGUCUCCUGUUCGUUUACAAACCUGCUUUAGGCAUAGACUUGAAGAUGGUAAUUGGUCAGUUCAUGGUCUCAACACUGACGGGUGACACUGCAAACUAUUUUAUGUUUUUCACAACACUGUAACAACUUAUUCUUCUUGUGAUUAUCAAGGCGUUGGAAAUAUGUUGCUUGGUAGUUCUGUUUCUUUCAUCAGUAAUUAAGGAAAGAAAUACGUAUCUUAAAUUUUCAACAACAAAAAAUGGACUUCUUGUUGAUAGGCGGUAAUAGAAAUAUUGUAAAUAACUAAAUACUCCAAAGUGUCCUUUUGUCGAUUUCUUUUAAAUUCUUGCUUUUAAAUUCUUUGCUGCUUUUUUAUCACUCAUAAAACCUGUCAUUUAGCUUAGAAACAUGAAUUUUUAUCCAUGGAGGAGCUCUGGACCAUAGAAAAUACAGGAAAAACGCUAACAUAUUCCUCCCCCCAGUACUAUGUAUCUUUUGGAGCAUGAGUCCUUUUAGGCAUCAAGGUUAUAUGAAACUCAUUUCCUUCCAAGAUCUCAUGUGUACAUACCUGUUUGGCUCUUUUGUUUUGGCAGGAACCUACAAAGCCUUCUCCAAACUGUUUUAAAGUUGGAAUGAAGCUAGAAGCAAUAGACAGAAAAAAUCCUUAUUUAAUAUGUCCCGCAACCAUUGGGAAUGUUAAAGGAGAUGAAGUUUUUAUUACCUUUGAUGGCUGGCGAGGGGCAUUUGACUAUUGGUGUAAAUAUGAUUCUCGGGAUAUCUUUCCAGUCGGAUGGUGCGAUUUAACAGGAGAUGCUCUACAGCCACCAGGGAAUAGUGGUAAGAAUUUUUUAUUUGUUAAAUUCCACACGUCAGGCUCAUCUGGUCCAUCUUUGCUUUUAAGCCUGUGCCUUUAAGGCUUUGAUACAGCUGACAGAGAAGCUAUAAGGAAAAAUGUGUUGGUUUUUGUGUGUUUCCCAUCAUCAUUUAAUGCUAUAGCAAAAUCUAAGUCGGGUGAAAUAAAGCCUAAGGCAUCCCACUAGCUUUAAUUAAAUGUCUUCACCAGCACCAGGGAUCACCAUUCCAAUGUCUGCAGGUGCUAUGGUGGCUACGAAGGUUUUGUGACUGCCACCCUACAAAAUUUGCCCACUAGUCCAGAAAUAUUGGUGACCUCUGCUCUAUCAUUUACUAUCCUUGCAAUGCAGCUUCCCCUCAUGUUCAUGGAUAGAGGAUUGCAGCCGAAGAGAGCCAAACCUUGAUAACUUUACGCUUGCCACCAGUUCAGAUGUAAUGAGAAACCGUAGGGUCACGUUACCUGAACAAGGUGUAGCAACCCUUGGGAGUUGCAUGCUUCCCUCUCCCCCACUGUUGUGCUAAGGAGGGUGAUUGGAAGUUUCUUUGGAUAAUAUGUAAACCAUGGUUUCCUAUGAUCAGGGAAAAGUGCUUCCGGAACAUGGCUUGUUCUCACAAGUCAUCACUUAAACAGACUUACCGUUCCAUGACAUUGGACGUAAUGAAAGCUGUGUUUAAAAUCAGAAGCAAAAUUAUCCCAUGGUUUUUCAUUAUGUCUGAACUUAGCCUGUGUUAUCAUUGUCAGAAGUAGUGGCAUUAUACAUCUCCUUAAUAAACUUUUCCACAAUUACUAUUGCAUUAUCUCUCUUGUGCAUGUGUGUCUCUUUCUUUCCCUCCUUCUCCCUCUCUUACAUUGGUGUACUAUAUUUUGUUCUCAUUACAGUUAUAUCAAGAGAUGCUGCUCAGCUGUUGAGUUUCUUAUGGCACUAGCAUAGCUACUGUCCAUACAGUUUUUCAAAUACCGUAUUUUUCGCUCCAUUGGACGCACCGGACCAUAGGAGGGGGAGAACAGGGAAAUUUUUUUUUCUUGUUCUCCCCCUCUAAAACAAGGUGCGUUCAAGGUACAUUCACCAGAGCUUGUGGGGCUGGCGGUGGGGGGAAGCGCCGCUUUCCCCCACCGCCAGCCUCAAAGAUCCCUGAAGCCUUUGGAGCGCAGCGCCCCGCUGCCCUGGAAAGGCUGUGCGCGCAGCCGUCCCCAAGCUAGAGCAGCGAGACGGAGCCCUCCGCAGUGCUCCGUCUUCCUGUUCUGGCUUUGGGCUUAGCGGCGCAGCCUGCAUUCGCUCUAUAGGACGCACACACAUUUCCCCUUAAUUUUUGGAGGGGAAAAUGUGCGUCCUAUAGAACGAAAAAUACGGUAGUUUUUCUAGCAGCUACUUUUUCUAGAUGCAUGAAGUAGUUUUUUCUAGAUGCAUUAAAAAGCAGGUUCCCUGAAAAAGCUGAGCAACUAUCUCCUUCCUGCUUCAGAAGACCAUAAUUUGUCUUAUAUGGAGCUGCAACAUCUGACUAUUUGGUGAUAGUAGGGUUUGACUAUGCUGGGUCUGCUUAUGGAUCCUAAAAUAAAUGAACAGAUGUGGGAAAGUUGUAAGCUCCAAUAAUUUUUUAGUCUUUUUCAUAGGUCUACACAUAAUGUUUAAUGCAUAUUCUCACACCUUAUCAAAACAAGGAUAAGCAAUUGUAGAAGCAAUUGAAGCAUCCUAGUUGCUUUUAUAUGUUUGCCGUAAAGAACUGUCUGUGCUACUGAAAGCUGUAUAAGCAAUCAGUACUCUCAAUACAGAAAGCCGUGUUAACAUCCUUUGCUUCUUGUUCCAUCCUUUCAAGAUGCAUUGUUGCUCCAGUUAGUAUAAGACUAUUUGGUUUGAAAAGACUUUAAUAAAGUUGUUGCUUAGGAUCAGAGUUUUAAGCAGGGACUGCUGCAUAGCUAGAGUACCCACAAGAGUCCUGAAUGCUUGAUGUCUCAAUUGUUUUGCCAGCUCAGCGAGAAACAAAAUGCUUUGUUUUGUUUGUGGAAUGGAGAGGGCCAUUGUAAUGCAAAGCAAUGGCCUGAAAAGAGCAAAAGGGCUGCCCACCCCCCUCCAACUGCACAUUAUAUAUUAAUUACAAAGAGACACUGCCGAUAACCCCCCUGCCCCAUUUUAAUAAACUAAUAUUUUAAUGCACUAAUAUUUUAAUACAAAUCCUGUUGAGAUUACAAAAUGGUUUUCAAGUUUUGGCUCCUGUAGCUCAGCUGAGAUACCUCUGUACAUGAUACAGAUUUCUUUGCUUGUCCUUUCACUCUUUCCAGAUUCUCUGACCCCAUGUAACCUUUGAUCCCCUCCUCAAGAGGGGGUGGUUAAGGAAGUAUGAGCAGGUGACUGAUGGUCACUGUCAAUAGAGCCCACAGACAAUAUGUGAAUUGCUUUAGCAGUCUCUCUCCUCCACUCUGUUGCCCUCCCCCUUCCUCUUCCUCUUAAACCAACAAAUGCAAAUUGCUGCACCCUGAUUUGCUCCUGCAAAAUUUCAGUGCCCGCUGUCCAGGCAACGUGGGCUUUGUUGCAGAUCUGCUUUUUCAGUCUAAAAAAGCAGUCCUAUGAGAUUGGGUCUUGGACCUUACAAGUGGCUAAUGUAAAUGACAUCUGGAUUUCUGGAAUAUAAAGGUAGGAGACCUGUUUAAAGGAAAUUGUUUUUAUAUAGCGUUCCAGCAGGGGCUCAUUAUUACUCCAUUUGCAGCCUUUGUUCAGCAAGCACUAUCCAUCAUUUAUUCCAAAGAGCAGAAAGUUACUGUGUGUAAAAGCAUGUACCUGCUAUUUUACAACCUGUGGCAUUGAAGGGUGUUUUCUUUGUAUUUGUGAACUCUGCUGUCCUCUCAGAUUUUUGCUGCAUGUUAAGCCAUUGACAUUUCAGUGGAGGCAGCGAUAGACUGUAGCACAAACAUGUUUAUUCCAGAUAACUGUUGUUUUGCAAUGUGUGAGUGUGGCGAGAGUGUGUGAUGAAAUUUGUGUUUGUGUGCAGUGAAAUUACAUUUUGUAAUAAAACUUUUAUUUUUCAAUUUUUACACCAGUGAUGAUUUUCUGAACAUCGGAAUACAUGGAAUUUAACUUCACAUAAAUGUACCUUCUUAGAAAUGUUUCAUUCUUCAACAGUAGUAUAAUACAAGUGGUUGAUAACUUUUGAAUGUGAUGAAGAAGAAAAGCAACACUGUUUAGUUAGCUAAAAACGUCUCCAGAACUGUAUAAAGCUGUAUGAAAAAGAAAUGUAUAAUCCGUAGGGUGUGGUCUAGUCAAACAACAAUAUACAUAGGAGCUGGGCCAGAUUUCAUGGGUUAAAAUUUUGUGUCACAUAAAUGAAUAUGAAUGUGUUCUCUCUGUAGAAUUUACCUGCUUUACACAAAAACAGACCAUGCAACCUUGGUUAUAUCUUUCAAACAUAGUUUUCCAGUGUUUAAUUGGUCCAAAAUGGUGCCACAAUUUUAUUUUUGAAAACUGAAGUGUUUUCCCUUUCAUAUUGAAGCGGCUGCAUUUAGACAUGGGCAGACAUUGUUUUACCAACUGUGGGACUUCAAAAUUGCUUUAGGGUUCUUCUUGGAUACCAGAAAAACAAGCUCAACGGAAACAUCAAAACUACAUUUAUUUUGAUGUGAAAUAUAUAUGCUUUAUAAGGGGGGGAAAGCAAUCUUCUUCUGUAAGACACAUGAAGGAAUUGAACGGCGUACUUCCUUGACCAAAUGAAACCAGUCACAGGAAUCCACAUGACUGGAAAGUCAAGGGGUAGAAGGCAGAAUGAUCAAAACUUUUUCAGUUAAUCAGAAGCAUGGAUAUAUAUAUAUAUGACUUGCUGUUCGUAUAGAGUUACCACAAAUAUUCUUGAACAAAUUCCAUUCAUUUCAGUAGGGCCUGUGAAAGCAAAAGUCAAAGCAAGUUACCAUGAAGUUCCAUUAAAUUUCAUUUAGGGGUUCUUUUGGGGGGUGGGGGUGGAGCUCUUCUGUUAUCUCAUUAUGUCCUAACUGGUGUUGCCAGAAAAGAAAUCACAUGGCCCAAUUUUGUGCCUUUAGCAGCAGCUUGAUGUACAGAAACCAGCUUUUCUUUGCAUGAAGAUUAACAUUACCCACUUGCAUAUUUCUGCACAUCAAGCUUGCUGUCAGAAACACCACUUCCCUUUCUGGUUUAAAAGUUAGCAGUCCUUGUUUCAGUUCAAAAUCACUUGAAAAUAUCUCAUUGUCAACAUACUUUGAAGUGUAAUUGAACUUUUUAAAGAAUACCGCUUCCUGAAGUGUAUGCAUUCUGAUAAAUGUAUAUUUGACUUCCUUCACAGUUUCGGGUACAAAGAAUAAUUCGAAACCCCAAACAUCCCCUUCCAAAGUGACCCGGCGCUCAAUGCAGUCUCCUCAGAAAUCUGCUCCUGUUCCUCCUUCUACAUCAAGGGGAAGGAAGCCUAGCCGGGGGAAACCAGCGGCUCCACCUGCAGUCCCUAGGAAAGGCAGGUCUCCCAAAAACACCCCUGUAGCGAAAAACACAUCUCAAAAAGAGAAUCUGAAAAAAAGGAAAAAAGGCUUGAAACCAGGAAGGAAGGUGAGAGCAAAUCUGUUUACCAUCACAAUUGCAGUAGAUGCUUUUUAUGUUUCCCCAGCUUAUUUUGUACUGAUUUCCCCACCCGAGUUUCUUUUUGAAAUGUGCAGUUGUGCAAGCAGUUUACUAGGUGUGUUGUAUUGAAAACGGCAUCCUUUUCAAGGUUACACUCCCUUUGAAGGAGCACAGGUUUGCUGAUCAGGUUACAGCAGAUAAUCAGCUUGGGGGAAAUUCUGGAUCCAUUGCUGUCACUUGAAGCUCAGAUGGUCUUGGUGUCCAGAGUGCCUUCCAUCAGCUUUGGCUAGUGGCCCAGCUCCACCCUUAUCUGGACAAGGGACAGCCUAAUGUCUGUCAUCUGUGCUCUGGUAAACUCUAGAUUACUGCAGUGAAUUACUGCAUUUAAUUACUGCAGUGGUUACUACUGUGCUGACUUCAGUGGCCAGGUUGCUCACCAGGGCAAGACGGUUUGAACAUAACAACGUCAAUCCUGCCCUGGCUGCUAAUUAGGUCCCAAGCUUAGCUCAAAGUGCUGGUUUUGACGUAUAAAGCCUUACAUGGCUCAGGACCACGAUACCUCAAGGACUACUUUUUCCCAUAUAAACCGCCCCAUAUCAUGUAAUCAUUAUCUGAGGCCUUUCUUUUUGUGCCCCCUUCAUGAGAGGUCUGAAGGGCGGGAACACAAGAACAAGCUUUUUUCUGUGGUGGCUCCCAACUUGUGGAAUGCUCUCUCCGGGGAAACUCACCUGGCACCUUCAUUGCGUAUCUAUAGGCGACGGGCAUUCCCCUUCUUCUAGACCUGUGACCAAUAAAAAACAACAAACCUAUGGCCUUUUAAACAGGGGCGGGGCAUUAUUUUUGUUUGUUACUAUGUUAUGUAUUUUUGUGUUUUUAUAUUGUAAACCACCCUGUGAUCCUCAGAUGAAGGGCAGUAUAGAAAUAACAAUAAUAAAAGGUGCAAACAAUAUAUUUUAUUGAAUGUAUUGGAGACAAAGAUAAAUAUAUAUAUAUUUAGAUUGCUACAUUUGCUGAUACAGGGAGAGUGCACUUGGAAACAUAUUACUUUAGAGACCACUUUAUCCCUUACCUACCUAGUAGGCCUCUUCUUUUGAGCUGGGCCUGCCCUUUUGUACAUGUUAUUGGUGAACAUUUUAGGCCUUGGAGCUUCAAGUAUUGUUUUAAAAUCAAUUCUUAGUUGUUGUUUUGAUCUAUUUUUGCUUUUUAAAUUGUUUGACAUUAAAUCACCUUGAUACUUAUGUGAAAGAGAUAUUAUUAUUUCGUUAAUUUAUGAACCACUUAUUUGUCCUCAGCUACCCAUUGCUACCCAUUCAGUGUUAAUCUAAAUGUGGUUGCCAAAAUAAAUAUCCCUUUAUUUAAUUUCUUGUCGACUCUCUGCUUUAAAAAGAGCUGCUUUGGUGCAGGCUACCUUUACUGGCAAAGAUCACUAAUUAAAACAUGCAUUUUUGCCAGUGGUUGCAAGGACAGUGGCAAAGAAGAAUAUCAGCAUCUGCCAUCAUUAUCAAUUAAAGUAUCAGCAGCUUUAUUAUCCAUGGGAACUAGACAUGCAAGUGGGACACAACUGAUGUGGCUUACAAUGCCUGAAGCUACCUGAACCUACCACUGUACUUAAUAUGGUAGCGAUGUGUGAAGUAAUCUUGAGCUGGCUUUUUGUGUGCUGGCCAGUCUUAACAGAUUAUCUCAUGUGGUUCCCUAGCCUGUGAUGAAAUUCUGAUGCUGACCCUUCUGGAGAACCCUUGAAAAAUGGGUUGGGACUGGGAGUUGCAAAGAUCUAGCUUUUAUACACUUCUGGCAGCAUUCUACAGUUAAGAGAACUAAGAGCUUCAGCAAAUGGUGAUCUGAAGGCUGUCUGUCUUCCGAUAGGAAAGAAACAGUUAUAUUUUUUAAAAUUUAUGAUAAAUAUAUUCUUUUUACAGAAAAAAAUCUUACCAGUGCAAUCUCCAGUAUUUCCUCCUCCCCUUACCUCUGCAAAAGUGGACAACAGCGCACCUCAGAUACACAAAGAUGGCCCUAGUAUCACUGGCGUAACAGCGGCUGUCAUUUCAACAGGUAAAAUGAUCUAUAGCUUGCAUGUCAGUCUAUAUAAAUCUUCUGGGGUACUGCUGGUUGGUUCCAGAGUGUCAUGAAAGCACUAGUAAAAGUAAAUAGAUUCAGAUACUGGUCUGUAGCUAAGUGGUAGAGCAUCUGCUUGCACGCAGGUGGUCCCUGGGUCAGUCGUCAACAUCUCUAGGUAUGACAGGGAAUGCCCUGUUUGAAGCCAUGGAGAGCCACUGUCAGAUUGUUGCAGACAUUACUGAGCUGGAUAGGCCUAUGUCUGACUCAGUGUAAGGCUGCUGCCUCUGUUCGCUUGAAAGUGAACAACAGCCUUUGACACUGGAUCCGACUCCUCAUUUUGUGUACAGGUUUGAAACUCUUCGGAUAUGUGAUACCUCUAUCACCUCUCAGAAGAAAGCAAAUUGUGGGCCCAAUAACUUUUCUUUUUUAAGUAGCAUCUUUUAUGGAUGCAUGAAAGUCCACUAAACUAGAAAUGCAGGGAACUGGCUGCAUAGUUUUACUUCUAGUUAGCAUGUACACACUAGUAAUGGAAAAUAAAAUAAAAAUAAUAGGAAGUAGUAGUAGUGAUUGGAAAAUGAAGCUAUGGUGCAUGCUACUGCUAGCACCCUGUUCCCAAAUCUCUCACUUGGCUUUCAUUUCUUGGUAGACAUUUCUUUCACUGCCUUCAGAGUUAGCAGCACUCUACCUGCACAAAAUAGGCCUCCAUUGGUCUCAGUUAUCUUCUUGUGUCUUGUUGCUUGGCUGAACAGUUUGCUUGUUACUUCCCUGCACAGGCUGAAUAACUAUCUGGCUCUGUCAGAUAUAAGAGCAGAUUAUUUCCCCAAAGCAGUAUUCAGAGUGUCUCUGUGGCUUGGUCCUAUUCUUUCUCUCCCUGUUCUAUCGUUUUUGACUGUUUACCCAUCUAACAACCAGUCAGCUUUUUUGCAGCCCCAUUUCCUUUGCCUUCUAGAUUUCCAUGUUGCGGCUAACCCCCGCUUUUCACCUUCUGUUUCAUUCUCCAGUGCAUAUCCAGCCCUGAAAGUGUGUUUAUUUGAUCUCUUGCUUUUCUCGCCACCUUUCUUGUUUUGCUUUGAAAUUCCUAUUUCCUCCUUCUUUUAUUUCUCAUUCACCAUGUUCUGUUAUCUUGUCUUUUCCCUCCCCCCUGCCUUCUGAUCUUCUUUUUCUUUGCCUUAAUUCUGACCUUCUGUUUUCCUGCUGCCUAUACCCUACCCCUCAUUUUUACUACAGUGGUACCUUGGUUUAAGAACAGCUUAGUUUAUGAACAACUUGGAUUAAGAACACUGCAAACCCGGAAGUAGGUGUUUUGGUUUGUGAAUUUUGCCUUGGAAGCAGAACAUGUUCCACUUCCUGUUGAUUGUGUUCCAUUUGUAAAUCGAGUCCCCCGCUGCUAUGGGAAAGCACACCCUGGUUUAAGAACGCUUUGGUUUAAGAACAGACUUCUGGAACAGAUUAAGUUCAUAAACCAAGGUACCACUGUAUUUCUCUUACCUUCUGUUUCUGUUUCUGCUUUUCUCUCAUUCCAUUUAUCAUGGGCAUGCGGCAGUUACCUCUCAUCAACAUCAACAAACUAUAUUUUCAAAUGCAUAUGUUGAAGAUUUUCGCUCCAUGAACACAUUAAUUUCCUGCCACAUAUUCAGUGUGACUUUACCAAGACACUUGUAGCCAACAUUCCCUAUCCAAAUAUGGGAGGAGUACCUUGAUCUGGGGUUAUUACAAGGGCAGACAAAAUAUAGAAGGGAAGGAGCCGCAUUUGCUCCUAAAGGCAUAUUUGUUAGCUCUAUAGUUCUGGAGGAUAACAGGAAAAAGCAAGGAAUGUGGGUAUAUAAUUUGGCAAAGUCAGUUAGGCUUGUCUACAUGCGGCAAGUGUGUGGACAUUUGUGGUUUCACCACCACCUGUUGGAGUUGGAGGUUAAAUAAAGCAUAUGGAAGUAGUUUGUUUAGUGUGGGUAGAUUUUACAUAAAGGACGUGGGUGGUGCUGUGGUCUAAACCACUGAGCCUCUUGGGCUUGCCGAUUUGAAGGUCGGUGGUUCGAAUCCCUGCAACGGGGUGAGCUCCCGUUGCUCUAUCCCAGCUCCUGCCAACCUAGCAGUUCAAAAGCACGUCAAAGUGCAAGUAGAUAAAUAGGUACUGCUGCGAUGGGAAGGUACCGUAUUUUUCGCUCUAUUGGACGCACCGGACCACAGGACGCACCUAGUUUUUAGAGGGGAAAAUCAAGGGAAAAAAUAUUAUUCCCCCCCCCAGCCCCAAAGAGCAAGGGACAGGCUGCGUGCAGCCUGUCCGCUUCUCCCAGAGCUUCUCGGGGCUGCGGGGGAAGCCUGUGUUCCCUCCCCCCAGCCCCAAAGAGCAAAGAAGCCAAGACAGUGAGCAGGAUCCAUAGCCGCUCAACCUCUCCAGCCAGGAGCUAAACCUCUCCAGCGCAGCUAAAGAAGAAGACAAGGCAGCGAGCGCGAUCCAUCCCGCUCACUGCCUUGUCUUCCUCUUUAGCCUUAAGCAGCAUCUUUAGCCUUGCGCAAUGGGAUGGAUCGUGCCCGCUGUCCACCGGGGCUGGACUAGAUGACUCCUGGGGUUCCCUUCCAACCCUGCAAUUCUAUGACCUUGGAAGGUGUUAGGGGUCUCCACCACAAGAGGCUUUUAAGCAGCAGUUGGGGGACCAUCUGCCUGGCGUUCUUUAGCUGUAAUUCCUACAUUGUGAGGGGGCUGGGCUAGAUGACCCUUGGGUGGCCCUCCCAACUAUAUACAGUCCUACACGUCUGCGGCAGGAGAUCCACAGCCACUUCACACAAUGCCCACUCCCAAUUUUCAUUGGAGAGACAUGUGGCUUCAGUGUCUAGGUAGAUACCCCCCUACCUGCCACUCUCCCCCCACCCCACUUAAGCCGAGGAAUGCCUGCCCAGAGAAGCUCCCAGGUGAGGCAAGGGUUAAGAUCUACCUCUGGUAAAUGGCUUUCCCUUUUCUCUUCUUCUUCUGUGCUAUUUCCUUCUUUUGUGUUUUGUUUAAUCUGUUUUUAUUGUAUACUAAAAUAAAAGCUGCAAAGUUUCCUUUUUUAUAAUAUCCCCCCAAACUAAAACGUUAAUCUAGAUAAAAACACUGAUCCAGAGGAAAAGAAGGGGGUGGAGAAAGGACGAAGAAAGAAAAAGAGGUAGAGAUAGAGAGAUUUUUUAAAAGUUGGCUUCUUUAGCCUUGCGCAGCCUCCCGCGACUGGAGAGGCGAAAGGCUAAGGAGGAAGCCCGGGCAGCAAGGGGAUGGAUCGCGCUCGCUGCCCUGGCUUCCUCUUUAGCCCUGCUCAGCCUCCCGCGGCUGGAGAGAUUGCGCAAGGCUUUUCUAGAGGAGGGAGAAGGGACUGACUGACCGUGUCAGGCCCUUCUCCCUCCUGGGGAAAAGCCCACAAGAGCCGCACGAAGCUUGUGUGUGGCUCUUGGGGGCUUUUCCUGCCUGCCUCCUCCCCUGCAUUCGCUCCAUAGGACGCACAGACUUUUCCCCUUAGUUUUUAAGACGGAAAAACUGCGUCCUAUGGUGCGAAAAAUACGGUAAUCGCCGUUUCCGUGCACUCUGGUUUCCGUCAGUGUCUCGUUGCACCAGUAACGGUUUAGUCAUGCUGGCCACCUGACCCAGAAAGCUGUCUGUGGACAAACGCCGGCUCCCUCGGCCUGAAAGUGAGAUGAGUGCCGCAACCCCAUAGUCGCCUUUGACUGGACCUAAUUGUCUAGGGAUCCGUUACCUUUUACCUUUACCUAGUUUUUACAUGCAGAGCAUCAGCUCCUCUGUUUCAUCAUUUAAUUACAGUUUAGCUAUUUGCAAGCUUUUGAAAUAGAUAAAAUGUAUAGAAGAUGUUCAUCCAGUCCAUUCUCAAUGAAAACUUUAUGAAAUAUUAUUUGGUCUGGAAUGCAUUGUUUGCAGAUUCUUCUUUUUUUAAAAAAAAUUGACAUUCCUCCUUUUUUCCUCUUAGUCUGUGUCUAUGUUAACAAACACGGAAACUCUGGGCCUCAUCUGGACAAAAAGAAGGUUCAGCAGCUUCCUGAUCACUUUGGACCGGGUCCUGUGAAUGUAGUGCUUCAGCAGGCUGUGCAAGCCUGUGUGGACUGUGCCUAUCAAUCAAAAACAGUCUUUGGAUUCCUGAAGUCGGGGCACCACGCGGGAGAGAUCAUCACUGGUAUUUUAUUGGUUUUAUUUUUAUAUAUAAAUGGAUUUAUAUCCCUUCUUUUUGCAGAGUCUCAAAGAAGCUAACCGUUAAAUACAAUCAAAUGUCAAUAAAAACGGAACGUAAUAAAGCAGUAUAAUAAAAACAGCAGCAGAACUAAUAAAACAAACCAGGAAGCUGUGAAACACGUUUGAUAAUGGCAAAGCAUACUUGGGUAGAAUCCAGCAAAUGGAUGAGCAAUUGUAGCAGGUUUUCUUAACUUAUUAGUAAAAUGUGAUUAAGUUUUAGUUUUGGUGCAAAAUCCAGACCAAAGAUUUGUGUGGCAAAAUUGUGUAAAUGACACACUUCAUUUUAUUUAUUUGAUCCAGCGGUAAAUAAGGUAGGACUAGGUUUCUUUAUGCUUACAUUAUCUAACUUUUUUUUUAAAAAAAAUAAUAAUUCAAACCAUGUUUAUGCUGUUGUUUUCUAGUAAAAGAGCAAAGAGUAAAAGACCUUGUGCUUUUUUCUUUUUUACAUGAAGUGUUCCGAGCUACUCACUUUAGGGUUCCCACUAAAUGGAUUUUUAACUGAGAUGCUGUUGAUGCUAUUCUUUCCCUAUAAUUAUAUUUUAGAAGUGUGGAAGGGAUAGCACACCAAGCCCUUUUUCAUCUCUAUUCCCUCACUGUCCUGAGAGCAGAUGUGUUGUUUAAAUAUUUCUCCAGUUCUAAAUUAGAGGCUGCUGCUUGUUACUAUUCUCCUGGCAGAAGCAAUCUUCAGGACACAAGUUAACCUUAAUUCAUAUGGCAUAAAAAAGUGCCUUACUUUAUUCUCCCUGUAUUAAUGCCAGAUGAGGAUAAUGAACUAUGGUAUGCCUAAACCUUCAUUUCCCGCAGUAUAACUUGUGAUGUGCAUACUGUGAAUGGUCACUAAUCUUUGUUCACAUCUUCUGUACGCAAAAGGAAAUGUCAGUCUGCUGGCAUAGAUUUAACAGUUAGAUAUCAGCUUCAUUUGUAAGACCCCAUUAUUGUACACAGGAUGUUUAUAGCUUUAUGGGAUGCAAGAAGUUAUAGAAGACUUCAGCUGUUGGUGUAAAUUAACGAGCCCUUGGUAUUUAUGAAUAUAAAGCAAUAUAUAUAAAGUAGCUUUUAAAGUGUCUUAUAAAAUGCAAGGAAUGCCAAUUGCCAGGGCAAUCACAGGCAUUUUUACUCAAAGAUAAUUCCUAUUGAAUUAUUUGGGGCUUACUUUCAGGUCAGGUGGGCUGGAAACAGGGAAAGUACCAGCAGUCAGCAGAACAGUUGCUACUCUGCUGAUUACAGGUAGCCCAAGUCCCGCUCGUUUUGAGAAGGGGUCAGGGAGGACCAAAAUCUUUCCCUUACAAGCUACCUGCAUCCGAGACACCAGCCCGGUUCACGUGUCGUAUUAAACCAUGUGCAGGUACAGCGUGAUGAUGCAUGCUUCUCAAAAGUUCCCAUGCUGCUGCUGCUGCUGAGCCACAGACUUAAGCAAAGCCGGUGUCUGGCUAGUUGUGUUGUUUCACCCUCUGGUUCACCGUUUGUUUCCUCCAAACAAACCACAGGCAGUAAGCCAAAAGAAAACCACAAGCCUACGUUCUCAUGACUCAAGCUAGAUUAAAUUUUUUUCAUCGGUGGCGUAGCAGGGAAGAAUUGUUUUGGGAACUUUUGAGCAACCUUUCAUUCACAUGAAAACCUUGAUUUGUUUUGCUGUGGAUCAAUGUGAUGUGGGAGCCAGGCCUUUGAUGAUAAAUCUACAGCCAUAUAACAAAACUUGUAUCAGACUACAGCGCUGCCUUUAUUUAAAGGGUAGCUUAACCACAGUUACUCCGGAUUAGCCAAGGGACAAACAUUCAAGCUUUGGUAUUGAAAUUGGCAAAGACAACACAAUAAAUGUUCUGCCUUUUACCCCCUUUGUUUCUGUCAAACCGGGGGUUUCUGCCACCGGCACUGGUGUUUCAAUCAAUCCCGCCGUGAUUUGAGGUCUUCUUUUUACCCUAUAGCCUCCUUUGAUGGGGAGAAGCACGCCAUCAGUCUUCCUUCUGUAAACAGUGCCUCGUUUGUCCUGCGCUUCUUGGAGAAGCUCUGCCACAGCCUGCAGUGCGAUAACCUUUUCAGCAGCCAGCCCUUCAGCCCUUACAUGGGAAGUGCAUACAGCCCCACCGAAUAUGAUAGAAGCAAACCAGGUAAUGCCCCCCGCUGCCCGGCAUUUUUAGAAGUUAUGGUGUGUAUUUAAAAACAAAACAAAACACAGUUGGGUUUAUAUUUGUGAAUAUCAGUGUAAACUGAGCCAUUUUAAGUCUUGUGCUUAAGAUGUGUUGUUGUUUUUCUUUGCUUCCUGAUACCAUGUGUACACAAUCCUAAGCAAGCACUGAUAAAUUCAAUGGAUUUUGCAACCUUAAGUCUUAAAAGGAAACCUCUCUGGUGUAGCGUGGCAUAGGAAUUUAUGAGUCUUGAUUUUAAAAAUAGGUUUUAGUGUCUUAGCUUGUUCCUAGAUUUUGACAUAUACAGCAACAGACACUUACAAAGAAAAGCAGAAUAUUCCCUUGUGCCUUUUGUAGGGCUAAUUCCACACCAGUUGCUGCUCAGGCAUCAUCCUGGUCAUUGGCUGUUGCAGAAAGAAAGCAAACUGAUUUUGAUAAGCAAUUUGAAAAUUUGACACUCCUCACCAUCAAGCCUCAUAUUUAUGCUGCUGGAUUUUUGGUGUGGAUUAAAUAAUUUUGGUUUUUGUCUCCCUCCCCCACAUCAGAUUUAUAAAGGAAUAUUAUUUAUUUAUUGCACUUAUUAGAAAUUGACUGUGGUUGCAAUCCAUAUAUAUUGUGUACUUACCUGGGAGUAAGUCCCAUUGAACUCAGUAGAACUUAACUUUUAGAUAGCCAUACAUAGGAUUGCUGUGUGAACAUGAGAUUAUAUAUAUUGCUUCCUCAGAUAGCCACGUGCAGAUGUUAAUUGCGAAUUUGAAUCUACCCAGUUUCACAGUUGUCUAGGUAUUACAUUAUUAAUUUUCUAAAACUGCCUUUUCAGAAGGUUUUCUGUUAGACAACAGUGAUUAAAAAAGCUGAGUUACUUCCUAAAAAAAUGCUCAAACAGCAUUUCCAUCAUGCAUGCCAAAUGUGUUAUUGCAGUAACUCAUCAGCUGUCCUAUGAAAGGUCCGUUAUCCCUGUAUGAAUUAUGUAUAUGAAACAAGGGGCUGAGAAAAAUGUGGCUGAAAGCCUAAGGCCACUGAGGAUGCGCAUGACUGGGGAGAGAUGGGAAGUGGUCAGAUUUCCUGGCUCACUCUCUUUGUCACAUGAUACCCUUCCAAGCUUAUUAUUUCUGUACCCACAAUUUUCAGGAGCUGAAAUAGUUGAAGGCUGUGCUUUCAAUAUUUUUGAGAAACUGUAGUUUGGCAUCUGCCAUGGCCAUUAAAAAAAAGAUGCACAGAUGGUUAAGUAUGCACAUUUUAAUCAUUGCUUAUUAUGUCAAUUGCUGCAUGCUGCAGUGAGCAAAUUGACUGCAGUCCCUCUGUGAUAUACUGUGUUUCCUUUUUCAGUGUAGAAUACACCUUUUUUUUCUGCUUACGGGUGACAUCAGGUGGGGAGUUCAGCUCCCCCUAAUGACUGAAGGCAGAAAUCACUGUUCAUAGUUUUAGAAGCUUCUUAUGUUCUCAGAUCAGCCGUAUUCUGCCUUUACCAAGUGUGUUCAUGGCACGUAUGCUCUCUCCAUGAUCUUUGCUUCUGGCAUACUACUGUAUAUAGUUUUGCUUUUGUUUUUAUGGUUUGUAUGUUUGUUUAGUACCUCUAGUCUUUUCCUCCAGUAGUGUUUUUUUAAAAAUAUUUUUACCUUAGUUGUGUCUUAUCCUUCACUCUUUUCCUGCCCCUUGGUCAGCUCAUUGCUAACUUUUUUCUGCUCUCCAUUUGCCUCAGCUUUUUCCUAUACCUCUGAACUUAAAAAGAGAGGGGGCCCUUUGGUUUCUGCUCUAUAUUUCGCCUUCCUUCCUCUCUUCAUGAGGACUCUGUCCAUAGCCAUCCCUCUGUCAUGGUCAAGUUGUUCUCUGUUUUGGUUUUGCCUCCUUACACAAAAAUCCUAGCAAACAUUUUGGGGCGUAUGGUCUUGAUGAACUAAGUCACCCCUUAGGCAUGGCAUCACACCUGACCUCUUCAGUGGACCCAUUUCAGAGAUCAGGUGCAUCUGCCCAGGUCAGUUCAUCUGCAUCUUCCCUGGUAGCUUCAGGAGUAAAAUCUUCAGAAAGAAGCUCCUCUUGGGGACCCUCUCUGGACAGUUACCAUCUUGGGUGCCAGCUCUGGAAGCGCCCUAUCAACUUCCUAGAGCUUGGUCUUUCUAAUGGCUUUCCGUUAGAGAACUGAUCUGAGAACACCAAAAGCUUCUACAAAACUGAACAGGGGUUUCUGCCUUCAGCUACUGGGGGGAGAUAAACUUUACACCUAACGUUAUCAGCACAUGCAUGGGAAAAGAGCCCUUCAUGAAUACCAAAUGGUAUCAUCGUAACUGUUUUCUCCAAUGACAGUGCUUUGGAACAAUUUCUGCAAAAGAGCACAUACAGGGAAGUGGUUACACCAGAAUGGAAGAUCAAUAUACAUUUUUGCAUAGAAAGGUUUAUGAGCAAGGUAUUCACAGAUCCAUGCAAUGUAGAAAAACCCACAAGGGUUCCCAUAGGUGUUUUUUCUACAGGAACCAGCCCAAAUCAUUUCCUCAAAGGAAAUGUAGGAACUACAUAAGGCAACUUAGGUGGUUGUUGUUUUUUAAAGUGAUUCCUUUCCCCCCCUCUCCCAGCAAAAGAGGAAAUCUCUGACAACAGAAGUACAAAGCGAUAUUCUCAGGAUUCGCCGUCCUAUACUGCCCCCCUGUCUCCUAAACUACCAAGGACUGAAGCUCAUCCCUCAGAAGGUAACUAUUGUUAUAUUUCUUUACAAAAGAAGCACUGCAUUUCUAGGCAGUCUAGCCCAAGAGCACACCAAAACCCACAUGAAUAGGAGGAUAAGUAGCUACUAGCCAUGAUGGCUAUGUUUCACCUCCGUUGUCAGAGGCUGUUGCGCUCAGGUCCUCCUUGCAAGCCUCCCAUGGGCAUCUGGUCACUGUGACCACAGCAUGCUGGACUAGAUGGGUGACUGGCCUGGUCCAGAAGGGACUCUUCUUAUUUUCUCAUGCAGUCCAGGCAUGUACUGGAUUCUGUGGCAGGCACACCCAGAUUGGAAGGAUGGGGGGAAAUAUUCAACACACAAAUAACACACUAGGCUACUUCCUCAGGACUGCACUAUACGGUGUAGCUCACUGAUUUCAGUGGGUUUACAUCUACAUAUAUUGUUCAGUACUAGGACAGGCAAAACAAGCUGCAUGUUGAUUCUAAUGAAAACUGGAGAAAUGAAUAUGUAUAGGCAUAGUUUCCUUACUUCACCAAUUCGUAAAUUACACCCCAAAUCCAUACACAUCUGGGAUUACUGCCACUUCUACAGGAGCCCUUUUCUCUGAAAUUGCCCUUGUUUGUGUAUUUUUAUGGGGAAUCUAGUUACCAUAUAGGCACAGUUCCUCCUACUUCUGUGUCUUUUCCACUAUAAUCUGGGGAGCGAUAGUGCACUGGCUAUAAACAGCAUCAGGCUGUUAUGUUUCCCAGUGCAGAUGGGAAAAAUGCUGUCUUGUUCGUACCUUUGAAUGGAGGGAGCCCUUCCAUUCAUAGAUGCCUAAUUAGAAUACCAGCCCUUUUUACAGCAAAGUAUUUGUAGACAUAGCUCUUUCCCCCCAAAAAACCCCCCCAAAACCACCCUAUUCUCAAGGAUAUUGCCAUAAUACUUCCUAAUGUAAAUGCAUUAUUUAUGUUAAAUUACUUUAUACAGCGGAAACCUUGCCAAGUGAAGAAAAUGGCACUUCCAAAGAACACAGAUUUUCAGAGGACUCAAUGGAUUCUGCACUUAAUUUAGUCAAUCCCGCAAGCCCUAACUGUCGGAAUUCCACUGAAUAUCGAACCUCAGGGAGUGCAGCCUAUUACAGGAAUUCUCUUCCGCCAAUGACUGCUACCUCAAACACAGCACCAAUUCUACGGAGACUGUCGUCAAGUUCUGCUGGGAACAGCAGUUACUAUGAAGUCAACAGGAACAGGCUGCAGAGGAGGAUUGAAGGUACAAUCUAGUUCUUUAAAAGCCUAUGCUCUGUUUUGUCUUCUUAACAAUAUAUAAACUCAUAUAUUAUUGCUUUUUUUGUCUGGUUGAACAAAAACUACAGUUUAUAAAGCUGGUUCUGAACAUGCUUUGAUAUGCAAGGAUUUGAAAAAGAAGUCAAAACUUGCAAAGUUAUCAGACAUGCCAGAAAUCAAGUUAGCCACCCAAUCUUGCUCUGUAGAGAUUCCUCGUGUUGUAAUGUCCUCCCUCCUGAGUUUAUAAGGGAUCGGCUGGUUGUAGGUCACUGAAGAGCCAUUUCUGAAAUGUAGGAAAAUUCCUUGAAGAUUCCUGUCUUCCUUAACAGUGUUUUAGGUAUUUCCUCAACUCUCCUUGAUAUCUCAGAAGUUGGUAGGUAGUUAAUUCUCAGUUGUCACUUCUAUUCUUGAACCUGCUGUACCUUAAAUAUAGUGUGGUGUAAUCUGUAUUAUUCAGGCCUUCCUAACCUAUGAAAGUCUGCCCAGAUGAGCUAAAUGUUGCAUUUCACAAAUACCAGUUCACUCUUCUCUUUUCUGUAGGCAGAACAUCAAGUGUAGUGGAGCCUUAAGAGCAAACAUACGUGAUCUUUUAUAGAUAUAAAAAGUCACCAUAUGGUAUUUUCACUCCUACCACCCUUCUUAAUUAACCAGUCAUGCAGUCAGAUGUAUAUUUAACCACAGCAUGAAUAAUAAUAAAAAGCACUAAGUGUUUACAGAUUAUUAUUAAAUAUAAUCCUUUUUAUAUGGAGAGGCACUCAUGAGGAAUGGCAGGGAAGGAUCACCAUGUGGUAAUUUGCCCCCUCUUAUUUAUAAAUGGAAGCCCAAGAACUUGGUGUUGUGUGUCCAAAAUGAGCUGGUUAUACAAAUGGCAUUUCCACCUUCCUCAGUUUCUUGGAUUUUUUAAUAUUUAAGCUGCAAGCUCCACAACAGGACCUGACCUCAGCACGCUAAAACGAGAACCCUCCCGCGUACCCAGUAAGGAUCCUUCUAUGUGGUCGAUAGAUGAAGUCAUGCGAUUUGUGAAAGAAGCUGAUCCUCAGGCAUUAGCGCCUCACGCAGAACUCUUCAGAAGACACGUAAGGAGGCUGUUUGCUUAUAUUACAUUUAGUCUAUUGUACUAAAGGAUCCCUGACCAUUAGGUCCAGUUGUGGCCGACUCUGGGGUUGCGGCACUCAUCUCACUUGAUUGGCAGAGGGAGCCGCCGUACAGCUUCCGGGUCAUGUGGCCAGCAUGACUAAGCCGCUUCUGGUGAACCAGAGCAGGGCACGGAAAUGCCGCUUACCUUCCCGCCGGAGCGGUACCUAUUUAUCUACUUGCACUUUGACGUGCUUUCAGACUGCUAGGUUGGCAGGAGCAGGGACCGAGCAACGGGAGCUCACCCCGUUGCGGGGAUUUGAACUGCCGACCUUCUGAUUGGCAAGUCCUAGGCUCUGUGGUUUAACCCACAGCGCCACCCACCUCCCAGUCUAUUGUACUACAUGAGAGUAAAAAAACUUGGGCACAACCUUUGAGAGAUUGUGGUUUGUUUUUCCAGGGACACAAACCAUUUUGCUUUUUAAAAACAAACAAAAAAACCAACAAACCUAUAACAAGCUCACUUGAAGCCAUCCAUUGUGAUGAAUCACAUUCUCUGUUGGGUUCUUCACUACAAAUGCUCAUUAUUUCUCAAAGUAGAAGUCGUCUCUAUUAGCCUGUGAAGCAUGACCCAUUAUUGUGCAAUUCUCUGGCAGCCCUCUGGAGACUACAUAAUCUCUGCAUUUUGUUUUUAUUUUGGCAGGCAAUAACUUUCCAGUCCUUUGUUAAAAAAAAUCCCAGCAAAACUUUUAUUUCAUAAAAUUUAUAUACUGCUUGAUUGUUAAAAGCAUACACCAUCCAAUCAGGCAUUUUUGGUAGGACACAUUGAAAGGAUUAAAAUCAAUUCCCAGCUGAAAUUGAAAUUGGUUCCCAGUUUGAGGCUAUAGCUGACUGACUCCCACUAUGAAAAGAUGAGGCUGCUGAACAGACUUUUGGGCCUUGGGGUUGUUGAUGCUGGUUUUUUGUAUCUUUAUUUUAGAUCUUCUUGUGAUUUAUUCGGAAAUGGUUCAGUUUGGUUUUGUAUAUUUUAAUGUUUUAUUAUUUUUGACUACUUUUGUUAAGUUGUGGUUGAGGUUUUUCCCCCCAUGUUGUAAACAGCCUUGAGCAUGAACUCUGGAAAGGCAGCAUACAAAUAAAUUAUUUCCCUGCAGAACCUUCCUAUAAUUUAGAAUUUUCUGUGGCCAAAAUUCAGUGAAAAGCCAUUUCCUCUGCAGGGUUUCUGCUAUAUAAAAUAAUUUAACACAAAUAGUGCAUUUACAUUCGGAAGUAUUUUGGCAAUAUCCUUGAGAAUAGCUUUAAAAAAAGCUAUGUCUACAAAUACUUUGCUGUAAAAAGAACUGGUAUCCUAAUUAAAGGUAAAGGACCCCUGACAGUUAAGUCCAGUCGUAGACGACAGGGGUUGCAGUGCUCAUCUCACUUUACAGGUCGAGGGAGCCGGUGUUUGUACGCAGUUUUUCCGGGUCAUGGGGCCAGAAUGACUAAGCCGCUUCUGGUGCAAUGCAACACCAAGACCAGAGCAGCACACAGAAAUGCCAUUUACCUUCCCGCUGGAGUGGUACCUAUUUAUCUACUUGCACUUUUUGGUGUGCUUUCAAACUGCUAGGUUGGCAGGAGCUGGGACUGAGCAACGGGAGCUCACCCUGUCACGGGGAUUCAAACCGCCGACCUUCUGAUCGGCAAGCCCAAGAGGCUCAGUGGUUUAGACCACAGCGCCACCCACGUCCCUUGCUAUCCUAAUUAGGCUUCACAAAUAGAAGGGCUCCUUCCAUUUACAGACGUUACGAAGACCCUAGGUCAGCCUUUACAAACCUUGUGCCCUCCAGAUGAUUGGGAUUGCAGCUCCCAUCAGUCCCUCCCAGCACAGGUGUUCUGGAGGGUGCAAGGUUGGCAAAGACUGCCCCAGAUCAUAAUUUAUCAUUCUCUUUAUGAUGUUUCCCCAAGGCUGUACUCUACAACCUACUGUAUCUUGUUGAGUUUAUUACACGCAGAUGCACAUUGUUUCAUGCAAGCCUAGUACUAUUUUUUCUUUCCUUUUCAAGGAUUCUAGACCAAGAUAUUACCAGGUGGUUAAUCCUUAUUGUGUGCUCUUUCCACAGGAAAUUGAUGGAAAGGCUCUCUUGCUACUGAGGAGUGAUAUGAUAAUGAAAUAUAUGGGACUGAAGUUGGGGCCUGCACUAAAGCUGUGCUACCACAUCGAGAGACUUAAGCAAGGGAAAUACUAA